Molecule: messenger RNA, 462 nt
Organism: Calypte anna (Anna's hummingbird)
Lineage: Eukaryota; Metazoa; Chordata; Aves; Apodiformes; Trochilidae
Gene: GNGT2
Product: G protein subunit gamma transducin 2
Exons: 3
Coding region: 144-353 (69 amino acids)
Biological process (GO): G protein-coupled receptor signaling pathway
Cellular component (GO): heterotrimeric G-protein complex
Molecular function (GO): G-protein beta-subunit binding
Source: RefSeq, a predicted model, not a curated record
UCCCCACCUCCCUCCAGAAGAGCUGAAGAAGUCUCAAGCUCGAAGCAAGAGAGCAAAGGCUCAGAAGACACCAUCUCCUCUUGGAUGGAUCUCUGAACAUCUCCACCACCAAGAGGGGCAGCCCCUCAUCCCCUGAGGCCAAAAUGGCUCAGGACAUGACAGAGAAGGAGCUGCUGAAGAUGGAGCUGGAUCAGCUGAAGAAGGAGGUGAAGAAUGAGAGGCAGAUGGUCUCCAAGACAGCCAAAGAGCUCAAGGACUACAUCGAGUCCAUGGCAGGUGAGGACCCACUGCUGAAAGGAGUCCCUGAGGACAAGAACCCCUUUAAGGAGAAGGGUGGCUGUACAAUAAGCUGACACCCUCCUGUUGUCACCACUGGGCACAGGGAAUUCUCCCACCUGCAAGCCAAGACUGUCAGAACCUCCUUUCCCUGUAGUCUGACCUCAUCACAGGGGAGUCCAGAAC